AGGACGCGGGAGCCGCCUGGGCGCCAGGAGCGCUCCAGUCUGGCAGGGUGCUGCGCGGGGAGCGGGCGGCGGGGCUCCGCGCGGCUAGGGGCUUCCGCCAGGGGGCGCGCCGCGACGGGGCGGGAGGGGCCGUCUGGUCUGGGGAAUUAGCGCCAGGGACGGGCGCGCGCGCGGGUCCCCAGCACAUCUGGGCGAGAGCGGCGCCGCUGGACCGAGGGGGGCGCCUAGCGCAGAUCUGGAGCGGCAGAGGCACCGCGCGACUGGGGCCCUUCGAGGCGUUCGGGGCGCACAUCUGGGACCUCGAGAAGGGGCCGCGCCGCGCACAGCUGGGCCGGGGGAGGGGGGCGGCGGCCACACAGCUGGACCGGAGGGGGCGGGGUCGGUCCCGGGCGCCCGGCAGAGGGGAGGGCCGCGAGCCGCUGGGGACUGGAGCAUGGGACGGCGCGCCUGAAGGAGCAGGGGCGAGGCAGGGGCCUGGGAGCCCGGCAGCAAAAGAGGAGAGCGAGGGGCCCGAGAGCAAAGGAGGAAAAUGCAACUGACUCGCUGCUGCUUCGUGUUCCUAGUGCAGGGAAGCCUCUAUCUGAGGCAGGGAAUUUCCUCUGUGAAAUUGUGACCUUAUAACCAAUCUCUCCCGUAAGACCGGAGGCUCCGGCAGCACAAGGCUACGCCUCUGACAGGUCAUCUGUGGCCUGGAUGAUGGCCCUCCUGGCUCAGAGGACCCUGAGCGCGAUGACCAUGAGAGCCAGCCCCGGCCUCGGAUGCCUCGGAAGCGGGGCCACAUCUCACCUAAGUCCCGUCCCAUGGCCAACUCCACUCUGCUAGGGCUGCUGGCUCCGCCUGGGGAGGCAUGGGGCGUCCUUGGGCAGGCCCCCAACCGCCCAAACCACAGCCCCCCACCUUCGGCCAAGGUGAAGAAAAUCUUCGGCUGGGGUGACUUCUACUCCAACAUCAAGACCGUGGCCCUGAACCUGCUCGUCACGGGGAAGAUCGUGGACCAUGGCAACGGGACCUUCAGCGUCCACUUCCGACACAAUGCCACCGGCCAAGGCAACAUCUCCAUCAGCCUCGUGCCCCCCAGUAAAGCUGUAGAGUUUCACCAGGAGCAACAGAUCUUCAUCGAAGCCAAGGCCUCCAAAAUCUUCAACUGCCGAAUGGAGUGGGAGAAGGUGGAACGCGGCCGCCGGACCUCGCUCUGCACCCACGACCCGGCCAAGACCUGCUCCCGAGACCACGCUCAGAGCUCCGCCACCUGGAGCUGUUCCCAGCCCUUCAAAGUCGUCUGUGUCUACAUCGCCUUCUACAGCACAGACUACAGGCUGGUCCAGAAGGUGUGCCCGGAUUACAACUACCACAGCGAUACUCCCUAUUACCCCUCGGGGUGACCCUGGGCAGGCCGCAGAGGCCAGGCCAGGGCUGGAAGAACAGGCCUGCCCAUGGAGGAGGCCAUCUGGCUGGAUACUGGGCAGGGAAGGGAAGGGAUCUCAGGCAGGGGCGGGGGGGUGGAGAGGAGGAGAUACCGAGUGGGGCCAGGGCCAAGUCUCCAGUGGUGGCGGGGAAGGGGUCCCAAGCACUGGCCCAGCUGUGGUUGUGGUUGUGGAGCGACUGGGACAUGGGAGCGCUGGAGGAGGAGCGGGUUCUCUGGGCAGCCCCGUGGGGCUUCUCCACUGCACAGCAAGAAGAUGCUGGGCCCGGGAGGCUUCUGGGGAAAGCAGACCAGUGUGGCCCCAGUAUAGGGCUGGAGAGGAGCCCAAAGCCUGAUCUCCCUCCUCGCUGUCCUGAGGAAGAGCAGCAACAAGGAGGGGGCAUUUCAUCAGCGUGGACACAAGUAGGCCACAAAGGGCGGAAGAGAUGGGGCAGCCUGCGAGCCAGCUCUGGGAGGGGAGAGGGGCGGGUGGGGGGGCAGGAGGAACUCUCGCGCUCCACGGAGGGGAUCCCCCAGCCCCAUAAACCCAUGUCCUGGACUGUGGACUGAACUUAGCUUGAGGCUCAAGUGGUGACCCUUGAAGUCUUUUUGAUGUCUUGACAAGUAGACCCUCUGAUCCCAGCCAGGCCAUCCCUUUCCGAAAUUCCCUCUCCUGCCACGGCUGUGUCCUCCCUCACUCCCGCCCCGCCUUCUGCUGAUGGGACACUCAUCCUUAAGCUGAGACAGAGGGUGAUCGUGGUUCUCCCAACACCAAGGCCACAGAUGGAAGCCCGCCCUUGCGCUGUGUCCCUCUGCCACCCCACCCCCUGCCGGCUCCUCUGGGAGUGUCCUUGUCCAGCCCCCCAGCCUGGGACUCCCCUGGAUAGGGUCGGCACCUCCCCCUCUUGGCCUGUGGGGCUGGGGGGCGCCAGACUGUCAAGGGCGUGCUGGACCUGUUCCAUGGUGUCUGUCUGUGGGUUGGGGAGGGGCGGGCGGGGUGUGGAAUCACCUGAUUGUCAAUUUCUGUGUGCCGAGUCUUGUUCUGGAGCCGGGAAUAAAGCUUUCCCAAGGCA
This is a messenger RNA of Mustela erminea (ermine), 2475 nucleotides long. It is a transcript of the gene NXPH3, whose product is annotated as neurexophilin 3. The record is from RefSeq and is a predicted model, not a curated record. Gene Ontology annotation, molecular function: signaling receptor binding. Lineage: Eukaryota; Metazoa; Chordata; Mammalia; Carnivora; Mustelidae. The transcript is spliced from 3 exons. Bases 759 to 1382 code for a protein of 207 amino acids.